UUGAAUUCCCUCUUUUUUCUUAUUCUUCAUGAUUAAAACACCCUUAAAAUCACUUUUGAAAAUGGAGAAAUAAAACUGUUUUGAAUAGUUGUCAAAAUCAGUAAUAAUACAACCUCAAUGAUUGUUUUGAUUUUUUCAGUAACCUGGGGAUUUCUUGAAUAACCAGUGUUUCAAAAAUACAAAAUCUUUAAUUUCAAAUAGAGUUAUUUAAUUUUAAGGGUUUUUCAUGCAUCUUACAAAUUGAAUGGUAAGAUAUGAAGUCAAAAAAGUUUUGAACUUUCUGUUUUAGUUGAAGGCUGCAAAGUUCAAUAUUGUGAAGUUAUACAAGUUCAGAUGAUGCACAAAUCAAUGAGAUUCUGCAGAUUGGUUUCUUUCCUGUUCUUGCUUUUCACAUCUCACUUAGCUACUUUGACAGUAAUUGCUUUUACUGGAACUUAUGGCAUUAAUUAUGGUAGAAUUGCUGAUAAUAUCCCUUCACCGGAGAAAGUCGUUCAGCUUUUGAGAGCUGCAAAGAUACGAAAUGUUCGAAUAUUUGACUUUAAUCAUAGCGUGCUUCAGGCUUUCAGCGGAACCGGACUUGAGUUAGUUGUUGGACUUCCAAAUGGUUACCUCCAAGACAUGAGUGCAAAUGCUGAUCACGCCCUGAAUUGGGUCAAAGACAACAUACAACAAUUUUAUCCUCAGACUCGUAUUGUUGGUAUUGCGAUUGGAAACGAAGUAUUCGAGAAUGAUCAACAGCUCUGGGGAGUUCUUCUAGGUGCAGUGAAAAAUAUCUAUAAUGCAACUAAGAGUCUCGGUCUUGAUCAUAAAAUUCAAAUAACUACAUCCCAUAGUUUUGGUGUUUUUGAUAAUUCAUACCCUCCAUCUAAUUGUACAUUCAGAGACAAUGUCAAGGAGUACAUGGUGCCGCUUAUGAACUUUUUCUCACAGAUUAAGUCUCCUUUUUGUUUGAAUGCGUAUCCUUUCCUAACUUACAUGAGUGAUCCAAAACACAUCGACCUGAACUAUGCUCUUUUCCAAAAGAACGCAGGCAUUAUUGAUUCUCAAACAAAACUCCAUUACGACAACUUACUUGAUGCGCAGAUUGAUGCUGCUUAUGCUGCUUUGGAAGAUGCAGGAUUUAAGAAGAUGGAGAUCAUAGUUACCGAGACUGGUUGGGCAUCUCGUGGGGAUCCAAGUGAAGAAGUUGCUACCGUAGAAAAUGCAAGGACAUAUCAUUACAAUUUGCGGAAGAGGUUAGCUUUGAGGAAGGGAACUCCUAUGAGGCCAAAAAUUAUGCUUAGAGCUUACGUGUUUGCAAUAUUUAACGAGGAUGACAAACCUGGGCCAACUCAUGAGAGGAACUUUGGGCUAUGGAAACCUGAUGGCAGUAUUUCUUAUGAUGUCGGAUUUCCUGCAUUGAAGUCAUCUGCUGUAGCGUCUUCAUUUUUAUCAUUGAAGGAUAUGCGGGCUCAAGGUUGGUUGACACCCUACUCCACGAUAUUUACUACCUGUAUGAUAACGUUAUUUCUGCUCUUGAGAUUCUGAUAUAUCAGCAUUACGAACCGGCUAGCAGGUAUUCUUUGAAUGGUCGAUAAAAUUUCUGUUGUGCUGUUACAAACCAUGUUUAAGCUUCUCCGCGGCCACUGAUAUUUUUUGUAACUAUUGAAAUGCUUGCUAGACUAUGCUGGUAAUUUUUGUCGAGUUUAGCAACAUAUAAAUCAUUUUGCUUAGCGAAUAAAAUCUUCCUUCUGCAAAAUGCAGAAUUUAUCUAAUUCCUUCUACUUAGCCACCAGACUAUACGUUUUGUUGCUUUGCAUUUACUAUUAGGAUUUAGGCCUCUGAAUUGAAUGUAAGCAUUUUUCUAAAUUUUUUACUUCCUCUUGAUUUUAUUAGCGGCUAUUAUUCAUGUAGCAACUACUGUUCAUCCACUGAUCUUAUUUAGUAUAUAUUUUCUCCAUGUAGAAUGUAAAACAUAAUCAAGUCAGAUUUUGUUUGUUCGUC
Molecule: messenger RNA, 1983 nt
Organism: Amaranthus tricolor (Joseph's coat)
Lineage: Eukaryota; Viridiplantae; Streptophyta; Magnoliopsida; Caryophyllales; Amaranthaceae
Product: glucan endo-1,3-beta-glucosidase 14-like
Exons: 3
Coding region: 334-1527 (397 amino acids)
Biological process (GO): carbohydrate metabolic process
Cellular component (GO): plasma membrane
Molecular function (GO): hydrolase activity, hydrolyzing O-glycosyl compounds
Source: RefSeq, a predicted model, not a curated record